Messenger RNA from Scylla paramamosain (green mud crab), 3764 nucleotides. Its product is annotated as corticotropin-releasing factor receptor 1-like. The transcript has 12 exons. Gene Ontology annotation, cellular component: plasma membrane. Gene Ontology annotation, biological process: adenylate cyclase-modulating G protein-coupled receptor signaling pathway; cell surface receptor signaling pathway. NCBI's taxonomy places the organism in Eukaryota, Metazoa, Arthropoda, Malacostraca, Decapoda, Portunidae. Gene Ontology annotation, molecular function: G protein-coupled peptide receptor activity; peptide hormone binding. The record is from RefSeq and is a predicted model, not a curated record. The coding region runs from base 626 to 2224 and encodes 532 amino acids.
CGAGACUAUUACUAUAUUUGAAAUCACUGUUGUUAAUGAUUAACGGUUCAGUUCGCGCCUCGUAAUCACGGCUGAGGACAGCGUGCUCGGAGAGUGGUGGCCGGGUACAGCUGGUCGGCGAUAGCUCUCAGUUCAAUUCAAACUCCACACACGUCAUGGAAGUAAUCAAAACAAGUAGGGGUGGAGACAAGACUUGCUACUGUUGCUACAUGUACACGGAAAACAGAGACGAGGACAAGAAUUUGAUGAGUGUACUGAACGAAAAACUAGACCACGUAAAGGUUCAUUAAUAAACUUGUCUAUCGAUGAUGUGAGAGUGACUGCCCCGUAGCCGUGAAGCUGACUGUUUUGGUGUUGAAGCCAAGGAAGUCAGCAGUAUUCGUGAAAAGGCUAAAACAUCAUAAGAAAGUACAAUUUAUACACUUGUCACAGCCAUUCAAGAAACCUCAGAACGUGCGAGAGUACAUCGAGGCAGAAAAGAAUCUGUGAAAAGAAAUAUCCGACUACUGGAGGAUCAACAACAGGCGGUGACAACCCUUCCAGAUAGCAGACAGUGAUCAGUCUUCACCAAACAGAUUACUUGUCUUUGCUGCUGAUUAUGUUAUGCAACACUUAGGUACAUCAGAUGGCGUGGUGGUGGUGCUGGUGGUGGUGGUGUUUACAGUGUUACGCAAUAGAAACUACCCUAACUACUCAACCCACCGAAUUGCCGUCGUGUAGAAUGGGUUACAGUAGUCAAGAUUACUACCCGACCGAAGCUGGCUAUUACAACUACCAGACUUGCUUCUUCUGCUACCACUUCGUCCCCCGGCACAGGAGGAGGGAGGACCUGCAGGUGGCCCACGAGGCAGUAACUCUCAGCGACGGCAGGAGGCUGGCUGACUUCAUCUUCCGGGUUGAGAAUGUCACCUACCACUUUGACCCGGAGGACGAGGAGGCGUGGCAACUCGUGGUGGCGUCCCUGCUGGAUGAGGCUGAGGGGAGGAAGUUGGCUGACUGCUGCAGGGAGGCCGUGGCGUGCUGCACUAAGACGCUGAGCAGACCCCCAGGGGACCCCAGCCACUGCCCGGCCACGUGGGACGGCUGGAGCUGCUUCUCCCCAACCCCGCCUGGCACCUCGGUCUCCUUCCCCUGCCCUCACUACGCCUACAGGGGCAUUCCAGAGUGCACCCUCGAGGGCCACAAGCACUGCCAGGCUGACGGGAAGUGGACGGUGGACGAGAAGGGAGCAGAAGUGACAGAUUACUCCACAUGCAGCUACCACCACCACCACCUCCUCCUCUACAGCUGGGAGGCCACCACUCACGCAGUCUCCCUCGUCGCACUCCCGCCCGCUCUCUUCAUCCUCCUCUACUACAGACAAUUGCGCGUGCAGAGGUUCUUCCUGCACGUGCACCUCUUCGUGGCACUGCUGGGCAAGGCACUGCUCAACCUCGUCGACAACCUGGCACUCAGAAUUCCAGAGUAUAAGGAGGACGCCUCACAGCUGGAUGAGAACACAGUGGGCUGCCGCGUUCUCGUUUUCUUCACCAAGGGUUUCAACAUGGCAGUAUGGACCUGGAUGUUGGCUGAGUCUCUCUACCUACACCGCCUCAUCGUAGCAGCCUUCAGAGGGGGAGGAAGGACCUGGGUGUACGUGCUAGUGGGCUGGGUCCCCGCGCUGGUGUUGGCGGUGUGUUGGGCUGUGGGCAAGGCGGUGCUGGAGGACGUGGAGUGCUGGCUGGGACACGACCCUUCCAUCAACCACCAGCUCCACCUCAUCUUUGACAUUCCUAAGCUCCUCAUCCUUAUAAUGAACACAGUGCUGCUGGCUAACAUGACCCGAGUGCUGCUGACGAAGCUACAGGGAGUGAACGCCGACCACGCCACUGCCACCAGGAACGCCGUCAAAGCCACCAUCUUCCUGCUGCCCAUGUUCGGCCUACAGUUCUUCCUCACGCUGUACCUGCCCCCCUCCUCCACCCGGUGCUCUUGGACACAGGCGUAUUUCUUCGUGGCCACGGUGCUGGACGGCCUGCAGGGGCUAUAUGUGUCCGUGGUAUACUGCUACAUCAAUAAAGAGGUGAGGUUACAGGUCCGCCGCUCCUUGUACCGCGUGAAGGGUCGUCUUUAUGCCCAGGACCACUCCACCACCACCCACGACCCCCGCACCAAUAUCAGUCUUCUCAGCACCUCCCACGCCCCUACUCCGGAGACCGACACCACCCUCACCACCCCGACCUGAAAGAGAGAGAGGGGGGGAGGCAGUGUAGAAGAGAAUUUUAGCAGUGUUAUGUGCCGUGCAGUGCUGUCAUGUGCUCCUGUUACUCUCAAAUGUUCAGUGUUGUCUUGUAUUUGUAACUUUUAUUAGGCUCUAGUGGAUGUUAUUAUAAUUUAUAGGAUAUUUUUUAUGGUUGUAGUGAUAGUGCAGUGGAUUAUGGUAUAUAUAUUGAAUAUUAUUUAGUGUUUCUUCUUUUUCUUUCUUCUUCUUCUUCCUCCUCCUCCUCUUCUUUAAUUUUUUUUUUCCAUUUAUAGCUUUAUUUAUUUCACUGUUUCAUUUUUUUUUUUUAAUUGUAGUGGUAGUCUCCCAUAUUCUAGAUGAUGAUGUUUGUGUUUUCAGGGAUUUUUGCAUAAUUCUAGUGAUUGUUUAACACCCCCUACCUGGUUCAAGUGCGUGAGCAUGUCACUGCGGCAAUACCACUUUUAACAACGUUGUUCCACCAUCACUGGGAGAAAAACACCUAUGAGAACCUUGAUAAUCAUCACUGUGGCCUUUGAAAAACCGUCCAAGAACGGAGCGUUUCAAAAUGCAAACCCUUUUUCAACUUACCAAUUGUGCUUACUAUAGACAUUAAUGAAGUAGGUAAUUACUAUCAUUAUAUAGGGUAGUGGAUAAUAAAGACUGGAACUGAUUUACUAUACGAAUUAUUAUAGAAGGUAAAUACAAUUAUUUUUAUAAGGUAGUAGAUAAUAAAGCCUGGAUGAUGAGGAGGUGACAAGAGAUAGCGGGCUAACGUUGACAGUGUGGCGUAGGAGAGGAAGCGAGCAACACAUUCCUGGCCGCGAUUGGUGGUAGGGAGGCUGUGUCACGGCAACCUGCUGUCCUCCGCUACGCCUGUGCCUUCCUGAGGAAGACCGGCCAGCUGCCACGGCUGUGAUACCCUCAUAGGACUAACCCAGGCCUCAUAAGGAUCACUGGAACUUCGCAGUCGUAACAACAACAAGGAGGUUGUGUGUGGUGCCGCUGUGUCUGUCCACCUGCCAGUCUCGUUGUUUAUUUAUACGUACAAGUCAUUAGUAAGCACAAAAUUAGGGAUUGUAGAAAUAACCUUAGUCUACUAAUAUCCGGACAAUUACUUUAUUUUUCGGCAAAUUGUGACUUUUUUUUUCAAAUCUACACAUUGAAUGGAUCAGAAGUGAAAUUAAGGAACUGAGACUCUCCCGCCCAAUCCAUAGAUGAAAACACUCAUGUCAUUUCAGUAUAUAUCCAUAACAUAUUCUUUAUUUGAGAGUAAGUAUUACACAAAAUAGACUCAGUAGUCAGGUUAAGCGCCAAGUUAAGAGGGGACUUUUAAUAGACAGAUGUAGAAACGGGAACGGUGCGCAGGUGUAAAUAGGUUAAGUAGGUCUGGUUUACUGAAGGACCGCCAUGUAGAGGCCUACGUUCUUCAGGAAAGUAUUUGUUUAUCAGAUCAAAUCAUUCACUAAAUAAUGAUCUUUGCAAAUCUGUCUAGACAUCCACCAACACUCCUGGAAAUUUAUAUCUGAGUAAAAUGUGUCUUUGG